This is a messenger RNA of Cheilinus undulatus (humphead wrasse), 2010 nucleotides long. RefSeq names its product biotinidase-like. The transcript is spliced from 6 exons. The record is from RefSeq and is a predicted model, not a curated record. Lineage: Eukaryota; Metazoa; Chordata; Actinopteri; Labriformes; Labridae. Bases 50 to 1594 code for a protein of 514 amino acids. Gene Ontology annotation, molecular function: hydrolase activity, acting on carbon-nitrogen (but not peptide) bonds, in linear amides.
UCUGUUAUGUCAGGGUCUAAGAGCAUUCAGGUCUAAGAGCAUUGAAACCAUGACAUUACUCAGUGCUGUGCUCAGUUUUUCUUUAACAUUGGCAGUUGUUCAAACACAGUCUGUUAUGGACAAGUCCUACACUGCUGCUGUCUAUGAGCAUAAAUUAAUCCCAAACCCCGACCCUCGCAUCCCAAUGUCCCGGUCUGCCGCCCUUCAGCACAUGCAGAAAAACCUGGACAUCUUUGAGGAGCAGGCUGCCAAGGCUGCUGAGCAGGGUGUCCAAAUUCUGGUGUUUCCAGAAGUUGGUAUUCAUGGUUUCAACUUCAGCCGAUCAUCUAUCUAUAACUACCUCGAGAGGAUUCCUGACCCCCAGCAAGAGAGCUGGAACCCCUGCACAGAGUCUGAAAAAUACAACAACACUGAGGUUCUCCAGAGGUUGAGCUGUAUGGCCCGUCGUAACAACCUCUACCUGGUGGCCAACAUGCCUGACCUACAGCCCUGUCCUCUGAGCACUGACCCCUCCUCUACCUGUCCCUUUGAUGGACGCUGGCAGUUCAACACCAAUGUGGUUUUCAGGUCAGAUGGCCUCCUGGUGGCACGCUACCAUAAAUACAACCUUUACUAUGAGGACUCCUUCGACACGCCACCACAGCCUGAGAUCAUCACAUUUGACACGCCUUUUGCUGGGAGGUUCGGCCUUAUCAUAUGCUACGACAUCCUCUUCCACAAUCCUACAAUCGCCCUGGUGGAGAAGGGUGUGCGGCAGCUGAUCUUUCCCACAGCCUGGUUUAACUCACCCCCUCUCCUCCACUCAGUCCAGUACCAUCAAGCAUUAAGCAGGAUCACAAAUGUCACCCUCCUAUCUGCCAACCUUCGUAAUGACAGAUUUAACAUGGGAGGAAGUGGUAUCUACACACCUUUGUUUUCUACCUACCACCAUGCACAGAGGGGGGAGCCAGAAGAGGGCAAGCUGCUGGUGGCCAGGGUGCCGGUGUUAGACCCUGAGUGGUUGGGACAGAAGGAAACCACACAGGAGAGGUUGACUGAGUCUACAUCAUCUCCAGCUGCAGAGUCUGGAUUCUGUCAGACAGACAGCUGCUCUGAUGCUUCCUCAGUCACUCCGUCCUCCAACACCUUCAUUUCAACCAUGAUGCGUGACCCAUUCACCUUUGUCCUCUUAAAUGAGAUGGAGGGUGAUGCUAAUGUGUGCAAUGGCUCCUUUUGCUGCCACCUGCAGUACAAACGGUUUCCACAUGGUAGCAGCAACGAGCUGUAUGCACUGGGAGCAUUUUCUGGAUGGCACAGUAAAGGGAGACGCUACGCCCUGCAGAUUUGUGCACUCGUCCGUUGUGCAGGGUCAGACCCCAGCUCCUGUGGACAGAAAGUAGAAGAAGCAGAGUCGAAAAUGGACUUCCUGUUGGAGGGGAAAUUUGGGACCAAAUAUGUGUAUCCAUCAGUUCUGGCUAGCAGGAUGGCUAUGGAGGAUCCAGAGCAUUUUGAUAUAGCUGCAGAUGGAAGAGUGAGCAUGAAGCACUCCAACAUGACUGGUGGGCUGGUGACUGCAAGUUUGUAUGCACGGAUGUAUCAUCUGGACAAGGACUGAUGUGUGUUGGAUUGAACAGAAUUCAGUGAUUUUUAUUAGCGCUCUGUAAGUGUCUGAAGACUGAAGACACUAAUUUCAGAAGAUUAUAAAGUGAAAUCUUUCAAUUCUUGCUUUAUAUACAUCUGAAGUUGCCCAACAGUGCAGGGUUGUCAUAUUUUACACCAUGUAUUUUCAAUGGGAGAACAAUCUGGACCUCAUGGUGGUCAAUCUAGAACUCACAGUCUCUCACUGUGAAGCCAGGCUGUUGUAACUCAUACAGAAUGUGGUUUUGCAUCGUUUUGCUGAAAUAAAUGGGGACAUCUCUGAAAAAGACAAAGCCUGGAUGGAAGUAUAUGUUUCGCCAAAACCUGUACGUACCUCUCAGUAUUAAUGGUGUGUUCACUGAUAAAACCCUAAAAAGGCCCAUGCAUGUGUUU